Pseudomassariella vexata is the source of this 1759-nucleotide messenger RNA. RefSeq lists its product as uncharacterized. Lineage: Eukaryota; Fungi; Ascomycota; Sordariomycetes; Amphisphaeriales; Pseudomassariaceae. Bases 402 to 1682 code for a protein of 426 amino acids. The record is from RefSeq and is a predicted model, not a curated record. The transcript has 2 exons.
AUGGCAACGGGAGUCGAAUCCGCGUCCAAGACCAUCAUGGCCUUCGUUUGACCUCUGUGCAAGUCGGUAGAUGUCAACUUGAAUUUGACGGGUAGCCGCUGCAAUCGAAACGACUUGUGAUUGGUGGCACUAUGACGCUGGGCAAUAGACAGGAUUUGUCGUGUAACGCGAUUAUAGAAAAUCUUUGUCUGCAAACGCGGCUUAUCAGAUUGGAGAAUCAGACCCCAGGUAUUAGAGCAGGUUGGCCAGCGGUAUUCGCCCUCUCAAUCGCAGCGAGAUCCACAUACAGCAGAUCAGUGGUCUUGGCAGGAUCUGGUGGCUAUAACCCCGCAGUUGUCUGGCUUGAUGUUUCCGCCAAACUGCCUCCCUAACAUUGAAAGCAAAUUAUCGCCUGAGCCUCCAUGGCAGACCCUUUGAGCGUUGGUGCCUCGGUGCUGGCUGUCGUCACGGCCGCCGUUCAGGCGACAAAGUCGCUCCAAGCAACAGUGAAACGCUACAAAGACCGCGACAAGACAUUAAGCAGGCUUCAAGACGAACUGGACGACUUGAUCAUUAUUUUAGCUUCCCUCCAAGAUGUCGUGGAGACCGAGGCUGCAAUACUAGAGCUUCUCAAAGGCCCUGUUAGCCGGUGCAGUCAGCUUUGUCGAGACUUUGAAGUCGCCAUGGAGAAGUUCCGUGGAAAAUCUAAGAUUGGUCUAAGGGAUUGGGCUAGAAUGGAGUUUAUGAGAGGGGAUAUCAACGAAUUCAUGGAUUCUCUCGCGAAUUACAAAUCCACAAUUACAGUUGGCUUGGGCACAAUUACCAUGCGAACCUCCAAACUCAGUCACCAAGUUCUCGAAGGUUACAGCGAGAUGAUCAGUGAUACAACCUACAGUCUCCAGAUCCAUCUUCAACGCGUCGAUGAAAAGCUGGCACGCAUUGCUACAGACAGCACAGCCACUCCCGAUGCACGCAUAGAUCUGCGAGACGAGAAGGAGGUAACCAAGCAGUGCCUAAUCAUCUGUGAAGGCGCCAGGUCCUAUAUCGAAUCCUUACAAGACCAACAACCGUCUUUGCUGCAAAAUGGAAAUUCCGAGGAUAUCGGCAUAGCGCGGAAGCAGUUCGAGGCUCAACGGUUGACAAGUCAAACCCUGAGCACGAAUCGAGACAAGAUCGUCGAAACUAUUGGGCUGCUGCAGGAACGCCUCGCCUCUAUCACUGCGAGUGAUAGCCCCAACCGCGAUAGUGAGAGAUCUCGGUUGCUGGACGACAUCAACCUGUCAAAGCAGUGUCUAGAAGUGUGCAAGCAAGCUUCGGAACAAGUAGCUCAUCAAAAGAUACACACGAUUGGGGAGGUCAUGGCCGAUCAUGACACCGACCAAGUCGUGGUCACCACUCUCGCGGAUCUGUUCGAUGUCAGAAAGGUGUUCGCCAAGAGUAGAUCGACGCAGCUAGUGGGGUCAAUGUUGGAUGAAACCCUCCAAAGACUUUCUGCAGAUCGUUAUAGUAGCCGCUUCGGCGCUGUGAAUGGUAAAAUUGGGCGUGGACAACCUGCUGAUACUGUCUCCACGAGUGACGACGAUAUGCUGUCAUCGAACUCGCGGAGGAAGGACACGCAGCCCGGGGAUCUGGAGACAAGAGAAUAUAAACCGCUUCCCAACGAGAUGAGGAAACGGGCUGCUGAGUGCAAAAACAAUAAGUGAGAGGAGGGUUACCAAAAACAUAUGUAGCGAUAAGAUUUUAUACUCCACACCACAACUUGGUCACAAUCACUUGAGCC